Messenger RNA from Tarenaya hassleriana, 874 nucleotides. RefSeq lists its product as uncharacterized. NCBI's taxonomy places the organism in Eukaryota, Viridiplantae, Streptophyta, Magnoliopsida, Brassicales, Cleomaceae. The coding region runs from base 69 to 812 and encodes 247 amino acids. The record is from RefSeq and is a predicted model, not a curated record. The transcript has 4 exons.
CUCUCCCCCCUUCUCCAUAGUUCAAGUGCAAAGUUUCCUUCUUCCAAAGCUUGCUUUGAGCUGUCAUCAUGAGAAUUCAGAAGCCUGCAUGGUUGGAUGCACUCUACACGCAGAAUUUCUUCGCGCCAUGUUCGUAUCAUGAGACGGCCAAGAAGAACGAGAAGAACGUGUGUUGCCUCGACUGCUGCAUCAGUCUAUGCCCUCAUUGCGUACCCUCCCACCGAUUUCACAGACUCCUUCAGAUUCGCCGGUAUGUUUACCACGACGUCGUUCGGCUCGAAGAUCUCGAAAAUCUCAUCGACUGCUCUAAUGUCCAGGCUUAUACAAUAAACAGUUCAAAGGUGGUGUUCAUCAAGAAGAGACCACAGAACAGGCAGUUCAAAGGAGCUGGGAACUACUGCACUUCUUGUGACAGAAGUCUCCAAGAACCUUUCAUUCAUUGCUCCUUGGGUUGUAAGGUGGACUUUGUGCUAAAACGUUACAAGGACCUAACACCAUUCCUAAAGCCAUGCCACGCUUUAACCCUAGGCCCCGACUACAUCAUCCCUCAAGACGUCGGACUCGACGACGAUGAAGGCGACCCCGACUCCUCAGACGCCGCCGUGGACCCCAUGGGGCCCGCGAGCUGGUCCUCCUCCGACAACAAUUACCCUCACGACAAGAACAUAGUGAGGAAGAAGAGAAGUGGGUUCUACGUUUGCGGCAAAUCGGCGGGUAACAGUUACAAGGCGGUGAGCGAUGAUGACGUCAGCGACAUCUCCACUUGCAUCAGCCGACGCAAAGGCAUUCCUCACCGGUCACCUUUGUGUUAAUUAGGAAAAACAUCUUUUUUGUUUACUAAAUAUUUCGUUAUAUAUAUAUAUAUUUAAUGGAA